AGGAGAAGGGACACAGGAGAGAGGGAGAGCGGGGGGCAAGACGCAUCAAAGGAAAACAAAGCAAAAAAUAAUGAUAAUGAUAAUAAUCAUGACUCCUGUAAUUAACACUACGUCUCUUUGCACAUCAUAAUGGCUCCACUGUUUACCUACAGUGUGCCGCAAUAAAUGACGAGCCGCCCCUCGAAGUGCACUCCGGCUUGAGAGAGAUGUCAUCUCCAGGCAUGGGGACCCCCACAGACCCUCUCCUGGCCAGCCCAGGAGGGAGGUCAUCCUCAGCUCAGGAAGGCCUCUGGAGGACCUCGCUGCCCAAGACGGCCAGCUUCCCUACAUCCACCACACGGCACCUCAGUCACAGAGCCAACAACUUCCAAAGACAGCCGAAGCGCAGGAAGCUGAUACGACCCUCACCGCCUCCCCCGCCCAACACGCCUUGUCCCCUGGACCAGCUGGACCUCAGCGAGCUUCCCCCCAGACGCACCUUCCAGGAGCUGCUCUUCAACGGCUGCAUCCUGUUCGGGAUUGAGUUCAGCUACGCCAUGGAAACGGCCUAUGUGACCCCUGUUCUCCUACAAAUGGGCCUCCCGGAUCAGUUCUACAGCCUGGUGUGGUUCAUCAGUCCCAUUCUUGGAUUCCUUGUUCAGCCUCUUAUAGGAGCAUGGAGUGAUCGUUGCACGUCCCGGUUUGGAAGAAGGAGACCUUUUAUUUUUGCUCUGGCUGUAGGGGCUUUAGUGGGUCUGACCCUGGUUCUGAACGGACGAGACAUCGGGGGGGUCCUGGCCGACACGGCAUCGAAUCACAAGUGGGGAAUCAUCCUGACGGUGUGUGGCGUGGUCCUGAUGGAUUUCAGCGCCGACUCGGCCGACAACCCGAGCCAUGCCUACAUGAUGGAUGUGUGCAGCCCGGAGGAUCAGGACCGGGGGCUCAACAUUCACGCGUUACUAGCAGGACUGGGAGGAGGAUUUGGCUACAUCGUAGGCGGCAUCAACUGGGACCAGACGCAGUUUGGGAGGUCCAUGGGGGGUCAGCUCAGGGUCAUAUACCUGUUCACCAGCAUCACAUUGGUGUUCGCCACCGCCAUGACUCUGAUGAGCAUUCCUGAGAGGCCGUUACCAAAGAGCCAACCAAACAGAAACUCCAGUAAGGACCAUCUGAAAAGCCCCAGCCUCCUUCUGCCUCCGUCUCCUUCCGUCCCCCCCGGAGCCGGUCCGGGGCUGGACGAGGAGGACGAGGACGGACUUUACAGCUACAGCUUUCCCAAGCCUCAUCAAGGUAAUUCUGACCCCUUGGCCCACUCUUGCAGCGCCAACGCACGCCUGUGUGCCGGCCUCACCAGCCCCAUAUCGCCCCUGAGUCCCCUCACUCCAAAAUAUGGCAGCUUUAUAAGCAGGGACAGCUCACUCACUGGCAUCAAUGAGUUUGCAUCUUCGUUAGGAACCUCCUACAUAGACAGCGUGCUUAUAGACUGCUACACAGGCCAGCAGACUCCUCCGAGCCUGGCUUCAGGCUCCACUGCCAUGCCCCUGCCUCCAGGAGAAUCUCCUCCCUCUGAGAAGGCGGGUAACCCCUCUGCAGGGCAGACAGAGGCUGAUGGGGGGUCCCAUGCAGCUGAAGAGGCUCAGGAGGCAGAGGGGCCUCAGACCGAGGGAGAUGCACAAACUCAAGGCGCUCCUGCGGGCACAGCCGGGACUCAGUCAGGGGCCGGGCUGCACCGGGGAUCCUCUGCUGGGAUCCUGAAGCGGCCUCAGAGUCUGGCGCUGAUGGAGGAGCCCACAGCGACGCAGAUUGUUGGGCUGGAGAACGGGAGGAGGAGAACAGUGACUUUCAGCCAACAGGUGGCAAAUAUUUUGCUAAACGGAGUGCGAUACGAGAGCGAUCUAAGUGAAAAUGUGGAGACAGGAGAAUCCCAGAUGUCCAUGAAGCUGCUGUGUAUAGCCAUCUACAGAAUGCCUCCCUCUCUGAGGAGUUUAUGCACUAAUCAUUUUUUAGGCUGGUUGUCAUUUGAAGGUAUGCUGCUCUUCUACACCGACUUCAUGGGCGAGGUUGUGUUUGAGGGAGACCCCAAAGCGCCGCACGACUCUGAAGCUUACCAGCGCUACAAUGCUGGCGUCAGCAUGGGCUGCUGGGGCAUGUGCAUCUAUGCAUUCAGCGCUGCUUUCUACUCAGCCAUAUUGGAGAAGCUAGAGGAACGUUUCUCCCUACGCACUCUUUAUUUUUUUGCCUAUUUGGCAUUUGGUUUGGGCACAGGCCUUGCAACGCUAUCCACCAACCUCUAUGUGGUGCUUUCGCUCUGUGUCACCUAUGGCGUGCUCUUCUCCUCUCUGUGUACGCUGCCUUACUCUCUGCUGUGUGAAUACUACCAGAGCCCUCAGUUUUGCGGCUCAUCCGAAGAUGGGACCAGACGCGGGAUGGGGGUGGACAUCUCUCUGCUCAGCUGUCAGUAUUUCCUGGCACAGAUCCUCGUCUCUGUGGCGAUGGGACCUCUGACCUCACUGGUGGGCGGGGCUCAGGGGGUGAUGUACUUUGCAAGCCUGAUGUCAUUCGUGGGCUGCCUGUACUCCUCCCUCUGCGUGGUGUACCAGCUGCCCCCCCCUGAGGGAAGAGGAGAAGUUGAAACUGGGGUGUGAAACCAAGCAAAACAGAGGAACGGCAAACAGAGAGAAGACUCAUGUGGACGGACGGCGUUAAAAAAAACUAAACAAAAAAACAACCGUGGGGAUUCGCGGAGCCAGCAGCGAGUCCUUCCUUGUCAUCAUUAGGGUGCAUGCUUAAAAUAGUAGGCUUCUGCUCCACCGUGCUCAGCCCAUCAUUUCUGUACAAAGAUAAUCCCUCGGUUGUCUGCAGAGGUCUCCAUUGGAAGUUCAUCUCUCUCAGCAAACACAUUUAAGUUGUUGUUGCAUCUGCUGUGCCAUGCCAGCUGUUCAAAAGGCAGAAACUAUGGUAAUGUGGAGCCUUUUGUUUUGGCGGCUCCACUGAGCACCUCAACCUUCAGGCGCCUCUGCAGAAUAUCAGUAAUUGUCUACUAUUGAAGCCUCCUGGACUGAGCUGAUCCCCGCCACGCUAACGUUUCUUAGGAAACAAGAACUGUCUGGAUCUCGCUGUUGCAGCUUGCUUGAGGAAGAAAUACAACACAAGAAAUACAACACUUUGUGUUAUAUGGUACCUCCUUACUGCUCAAUGUUAGCAUCAAUGUAAAAGCUACUUUUAUUCAGGGCUCAGUUCAAACUAAAAUGAUCAUUUUUGCCA
Poecilia latipinna (sailfin molly) is the source of this 3243-nucleotide messenger RNA. It is a transcript of the gene slc45a1, whose product is annotated as solute carrier family 45 member 1. The transcript has 10 exons. Gene Ontology annotation, molecular function: sucrose:proton symporter activity. The record is from RefSeq and is a predicted model, not a curated record. Lineage: Eukaryota; Metazoa; Chordata; Actinopteri; Cyprinodontiformes; Poeciliidae. Gene Ontology annotation, cellular component: membrane. Gene Ontology annotation, biological process: transmembrane transport. Bases 207 to 2624 code for a protein of 805 amino acids.